GGACCGUGAAGAGUUAGCACCAAGACCAAAUACGACGAAUAGCGAAAUGAUGAUAUAGCAAUCCACAUUGCUUAUAUUUUUGGCAAAAUUAUGACAGGAAAGGAGGCAAUAGUUAUAUGUUAUAGGAAAGGGGAAGACACUGGAAUUUAGGUGAUAAAUUGCGACAUUUUGAAAACACCCCUGAAAUAUAUGUUUAUGUAAAUGAACUGACCUGUAUUACUACGCUAUGACAGCUGGAGGAGUGCAGUGGUUAUGCGCUGGAGAAAAUAACCUUCUGAUAUUUAGUAAGCAUGCAUGCACACAGCGACAGUAUUUUAACGGCAUUGUGGCGUGAAAGUCAACGAAGACAACUACAUCUAGGGAGCUGACAACAAACCUGGAAAGUCGACCAAGAUGAAUCUUUUAAAGGUGAUGGUAUUGCUGGUCCUCAUCAGUUGCUGCAUUUCAAGCAGUGAAUCGAAAAAAUCGAAGAGCUCAAAGAGUUCAAAGGAAGAGUUCUUAGAUCUUAUAAGGGAAGACAUCGCUGACAUCAAGACGGACAUCGCAUCAUAUUUCAAUGGCACGCAGAAUAGCAUUGAAUCGUGUUGCAAUGACACAAAAGAUGCAAUUGCGGAAUUAACGAGAGUGCUUGAAUUAGAUGAGUGUGACUCAGACCCCUGCCAGAACGGUGGACGGUGCAUCGACAGAUAUAACGGCUACAAGUGUGAGUGUGCGGCUGGAUUCUUCGGGAUUAAUUGUGAGAUGGUGGGAUAUCGCCCAAGCAUGCAUAAAACAAAACAACGACCGCCGUAUCGAUUCAGUCGCUACUAAAGACGAUUGCAAGGCGCUUUGUGUGAAUGAGGCAGAUUUCGUAUGUCGGUCCAUAGACUACAACGAUUCCAUCAAUCGAUGCCAACUCUCCGUGAAGUUUUCUGGGAACAAUCCAAUAGCAAUCCCCUGCGAAGCUGGUCCCGAAUGGAGCUACGCCGA
Owenia fusiformis is the source of this 969-nucleotide messenger RNA. NCBI's taxonomy places the organism in Eukaryota, Metazoa, Annelida, Polychaeta, Sabellida, Oweniidae. The record is from the annotation of a GenBank genome assembly.